UACUAAAAAUCAAAUUUGUCUUCGUUUCUGGUUUUAUGGUGAACAGAAGAUGAUGGCCUUGGUAUUAUUAGCGGUUCUCUUCGUCUGCGGCCUCAUCAACUCUGUUUUCUUUCUCCCUCCAAAGAAAGUGAUUACUUGGAUUCAAUCUUUUCCUCCAAUUUCAAGAAGUUGUACUUCGAUCACUCCACCUGCAUCUGUAACGGUCAUGGCUUCUGAUAAGAAGAAGGAGAGUGCCCACGACAGGGCCGAGCUCAGAAAUAUCUUCGCCACUUUUGACAAGAAUAGCGAUGGCUUUAUUAACAAGGAAGAGCUCACAGAGUCGUUGAAGAAUAUUGGGAUUUCUACUACUGACGCAGAAGUGAAAGACAUGAUUGAGAGACUGGAUGCUAACAAGGAUGGGCUAAUAGAUCUUGACGAGUUCUGUAAGCUGUAUGAUUCGGUGGGGAAGCCACAGGAUAGAGGAAGGAAAGAUGGUGAGGAGGGUAGUACAGAGGAAGAGGAUGGAGGUGUGGACCAAGAAAUGGAAUUGAAGGAGGCGUUUGAUGUUUUUGAUGGGAACAAAGAUGGGUUGAUUACAGUGGAGGAAUUGAGUCUGGUUUUGGAAUCUCUGGGGUUGAAGCAAGGGUGGAAGAGUGAGGACUGUAAGGAGAUGAUCAGGUCGGUUGAUAUGGAUGGAGAUGGUAUGGUUAAUUUUGAAGAGUUUAAGAAGAUGAUGAUGAAGGCUGGUGGAUGCCUUGUAUCUCUUUCCUAAACAUCAAUCAAACCCUUCUUCACUUCAAUUCAAUCCAGUAAUAAGAUUGUAUUUGAAGGUGGAGAUAGGCUUUAGAGUAUCUUACUGAAGAAUGAUGAAUAAUCAAUCGCUGAUUCCUCUGUUACUAAUCUCUCUCACCUCUGUGGCUCUGUCUUCCUCUUUUCCUUUGUUUUUUUCCUUUUAAUUUUUGAUUUAGGGACUUGGUCUACAGCUUCAUGUAUAAAUUUUGACCAACAAGAACUGUUUACUUGUGUUAUGGUAAGUAAAAUAAAAGAAAAUUAGACCUUAGGAUUCAGAGUUUGAAAUUUGAA
This is a messenger RNA of Nelumbo nucifera (sacred lotus), 1062 nucleotides long. NCBI's taxonomy places the organism in Eukaryota, Viridiplantae, Streptophyta, Magnoliopsida, Proteales, Nelumbonaceae. The record is from RefSeq and is a predicted model, not a curated record.